Molecule: messenger RNA, 1483 nt
Organism: Diprion similis
Lineage: Eukaryota; Metazoa; Arthropoda; Insecta; Hymenoptera; Diprionidae
Gene: mms4
Product: crossover junction endonuclease EME1
Exons: 3
Coding region: 1-1374 (457 amino acids)
Biological process (GO): double-strand break repair; resolution of meiotic recombination intermediates; mitotic intra-S DNA damage checkpoint signaling
Cellular component (GO): Holliday junction resolvase complex; nucleus
Source: RefSeq, a predicted model, not a curated record
AUGGAUAAUACAGAUGUAAUUGAAUUGUCAAGUGAUUCAAACGAUUCCGUACCGUUUGUUAAUACGAAUUCAAUCAAGCCUCCUGCACUCGAUAUAUUAGAUGAUGACUAUAAUUUCCCCGAAGUACCAUUCGCCAGUGAACCUACAGCAGCGAAAAAAAACACAAAUUCAGAUUUAGGCGCUGUUUUUAAAUCCAACAGCGACAUAGAAACAGAGCUAUUCAAAAAGUAUGUCAGUGAAAAAUCAACGAGCAAGGGAACCAAAGCGAGGGAAAGAAAAAAUGUGUCAAGCAAAAAUGACAAAGAGCUUCUUAGGAUGGAAAAAUGUAGGAAAGCAGAAGAAGCCGCGAAAAUUAAGGCCGAAAAAGCAGCAGCAGCUGCACGUUUGAAAAGCAUGCAGCCUGGAGAGUGCAUGAAUUACAUGCAAGUUAUAUUAGACUUGGGUUUCACGAAUUUUAAUUUCUUUGACAGUCUGAUCACUGAACUCCAGCAAUAUGAGCUCGUUUAUAAGUUAAAAUCACAGAUAAUUUCUAAUAGUGUAACAUGGACGAGGAGUGAGCAGAAAAACAGUAACUCUGAACACAUUACUGGAGAAAACAAGUCGGUUGAAGAAAACCAUAUCAUUGUUGUUUGGGACUACACAGAGACAAUUAAAAAAAUUGCCAGUGAUAUGUUUUUGACAUCGAUAGUUAGUAUCCAAACAUCAAAGCCUGGGAAAUCGAUAACACUGAUAAUAUACGGAAUGGAAAACUAUUUCAGGCAUCAUAGGAAUCUCAAGAAAAUGCAAGUUAAAAAUCAAUGUCUAGGGAGAGUUGGGGACGGGAAAAAGCGCAGAGGUAGCAAAGCUUUUGAAGAUUUGCCAGUGAUUUCUAGGAAACAAUUGGAACUAUGCCUGACUGAGAUUCAACUCACACUAAAUUGUAACAGUCAAUUAAUCGAAACGCCACAUGGUCUAGGUCAGGUCAUUGGCCAGUACACAAAAGCCAUUGCUGAAGCACCGUUCAAAAUUCAUAAAAAACAAAUGCUACAGUCUCAGCUAGACUGGUAUGUCGCCGGCGACAAUAAAGACACAGUUAAAGUCGACAAGGAUGGAAACGGACUGAAAAGGCUAUGGCAACAACAACUAUGUCAGUUUAAUUUGGCUAGAUUGGAAACAGCAGAGGCAAUCAUUUCAAAAUAUCCAACUCCCUCACAUCUUAUGGAUGCUUAUACUCGCUGCACACCUUCGGAAGGUAUGAAACUGCUUCAAGAUAUUCCUAUCAGAAGAACUGCAGGGCCUAUCACAAAUGUCCGAAGGAUAGGACCUGAACUGAGCAAGAAAUUGUACCUCAUGUUUACAUCGGAGGAUGGAGAUAUUUUUCUGGGCAAUGACUAAGUAGACCUGCAGCGACAAACAGUUUUUUGUUUCGGGAGACACUAGUGCCUUGUAAAUAUCGUACCUACUUUCCUGGUUUAAGACAGAGUUCUAUAUACAAAGCAUAUGG